This is a messenger RNA of Raphanus sativus (radish), 1828 nucleotides long. RefSeq lists its product as uncharacterized. Bases 303 to 1331 code for a protein of 342 amino acids. Gene Ontology annotation, cellular component: membrane. NCBI's taxonomy places the organism in Eukaryota, Viridiplantae, Streptophyta, Magnoliopsida, Brassicales, Brassicaceae. The record is from RefSeq and is a predicted model, not a curated record. The transcript has a single exon.
CUAUCAUCAUUCACCCAAUUUUCUCCUCCACUACUACACAGAUCCAUUGCUUUUAUGUUGUUACGAAAAAAUCAUUUAAAUCUGUAAACCUAUACGUUAGAACGGUCAUAUGCUACUUUAAUAGUUGUAUCAUAUGUCUUUCUGUAUAAAGGUAAAAAAGAGAAAUCUGACUAAUGCAGUGUAAGUGUUUAUAAUGCUUGUCCACAAAAACAUAUCCCCACCAAGUCAAACAUAAUCAAACUUUCUUCUCUUUACUCUUCUUCACUUCCCCUGUAAACACACUAAGAUCGCUUCAUUCUCUUAUGGAUUCAUCCUCUUUUUGUACAUCAACAACAAUCAUCAUUCUCGUCACACUUCUCUUAUCGUUCCACCAAUCUAACUCUCAGUCAGUUCAAUCUACACGUCUUUUAGAUCUCAUGAUCAGAGACUACACCAUUAGAAACUUUAAGCUCAAUCUCAACACAGGCACCAUACAGAAAAUCCACCUCCCUUCUAAUUUCUCCGGUAUAGAUAUCGACACGGUCAAGUUAAGGUGCGGGAGUCUGAGAAGAUACGGUUCAAGAAUCGGCGAGUUUCACAUCGGCGCUGGCGUGACGGUGGAGCCAUGCCCGGAGAGAGUCAUGCUGGUUAGACAAAACCUCGGCUCGAAUUGGUCUUCAGUCUACUCUACCGGUUAUAACCUAACCGAUUACAAUUACCAGCUCGUAUCACCGGUUCUUGGUUUAUUAGCUUACAACGCUAACCCUGACGGUGUGGCCGCAAACCCUUACGAGGUUAACGUUGUUGGUACCGAUCAAAACCCUAUAUUGAUCGAUUUCUUGAAGAUCACGUCAAGUGAUAACCCUAAGACGACGAAGAAGAACUCAUCAGUCUUGUGUGCGUGUUUCACAAGCAACGGUAGCACAACGUUUAGUGAUCAAGUUUCACCUUAUGUUUGCAAAGGAACAAGGCAAGGGCAUUAUGCUCUAGUGGUGACAACAGAAGCUCGAGGGAAAAAUGAUGACAGUAGUGGUGGUGGGAUGGUGACGCCAUCGACGGAGGUGAAUGAAGGCAGCGGAGGAGGAAAGUUGAGCCGGUGGAAAGUGGCGGUGGGGAGUGUGAUUGGGUCGGGGAUUGGAGCGAUUCUAUUAGGGUUGCUGGUGGUGGCGAUGUUGGUGAAGGGGAAGAAGAAAGCGGAGAGGGAAGAAAUGGAGAGAAGAGCUUAUGAAGAAGAAGCUCUUCAGGUUUCAAUGGUGGGUCAUGUUAGGGCUCCUACUGCUUCUGGAACUAGAACUCUUCCUGUAAUGCCCCAUGAUAGGUAUAAAAACACUCAUUUGAAUCAUCAUCGAUAAAAAAGGAUUAAGGGGAAUUUUCAAAAAUACCACUUUGAAGGUACCAUUAUUCAUCUUUACCACCACUAAAUACACAUUUUCAAAAAUACCUUUUUUAUUAAAAUGUUAAAGACUCUUAUAUCUUUGUUUUUAUAUGCUUUUCAAAAUUUUAAUCCAAAAUUCUAAAUCCUAAACCCCCAAUUCUAAACCCUAAACCCUAAAUCUUCAACUCUAAACCCUAAACCCUAAACUAUAUACCCUAAAUUCAAUAUCCUAAACCCUAAACCCUGAAAUCUCAACUAUAAACCCUAAAUCCUCAACUCUAAACCCUAAACUUUAUACCCUAAACCCUAAAACAUCAAAUCUAAACCCUAAAACAUAAAAUCUAAACCCUAAAUCCUAAAUGUUCAAAUCUAAACCCUUCAUUAAAAGUAGUGGUAAAAGUGGUUAGUGUAAACAUGAAAAGUGGUACUAUGAAAAUGGUAUUUUUGGCAAUUUCUCAAGGAUUAAUUUGUUUU